AUGCCAAACUUUUCACUUCCUCCCCCCUUUCUCAUCAACGAACUCUCCUACAUCCCACCCCCAUCAGCAAAAGCAUUCGAAGAAGAAUUUCCCGGUAUCCUUCCCCGAGGAAAAGAUAUCCCAUCAUCUCGAGGAACAAUCCACUACUAUGAUUUCCAUCCCUCCUCCUCUCCCUCAUCAAAUACCAAAAAAGUCCUCCUAAUCCACGGUAUUGGAACAAGUGCUAUUGGUCUCGCACCUCUUGCACGUCAACUCAUAACCUCGGGAUCUCACGUCGUGAUUUACGAUCUCUGGGGCCAUGGAAAUUCUUCUACUCCGUUGGAAGCACAUACCCCGGCGUUGAUGCACUCACAGAUUUUUGAAGUUCUUUCGUGUUUGGGAUGGAAGGAAGCGCAUUUUGUGGGGUUUAGUUUGGGCGGGAGUAUUGUGGCUACUUUCGCGGCGGUGUAUGAGCAGGUUGUGGAGAGUGCGGUGAUUAUAGCUGGAGCGGGACUGUGGAAAAAGAGGAAUAGUGGAUGGUGGGAUAGGUUGCGGAAGGAUGGAGAGUGGAUGGUAGAUGAAGAGAGUGAUUAUAUUAUCAUUGAGGAAUUAGAGGGUUACGCUCCCUCAAAUAGAAACUGGAAGGAUGCAUUUAAACAGGGAGAAUUUGUUUCCGAACCAAUUAAACGGUGGCAGAGAGAAAAUCAUAAAGGGCAUCAAGCGAGUGUGGUUAGUAUUUUUAGAUAUGGAAAUGUGUUUGAUCAGCAUGAGAGUUAUAGAAAGUUGAUUGAGAGUGGGAUUAAGAUUUUGGUGAUAGUGGGGGAAUGUGAUACUUCGUUUCCGCCGGAGUUUGUGAAGAGAGAGUUGGGGGGGUUGGGGUGGGGGAAGGAGAUAUUGCAGGUGCGUGGGGCCGGGCAUGGUUUGGUGAGGACGCAUGAAGAGGUGGUGGGGAGAUUUAUUGAGGAGUUUUGGGAGAGGGAACUUGGGGUGUGA
This is a messenger RNA of Botrytis porri, 972 nucleotides long. RefSeq lists its product as uncharacterized. NCBI's taxonomy places the organism in Eukaryota, Fungi, Ascomycota, Leotiomycetes, Helotiales, Sclerotiniaceae. The coding region runs from base 1 to 972 and encodes 323 amino acids. The record is from RefSeq and is a predicted model, not a curated record. The transcript has a single exon.